Molecule: messenger RNA, 747 nt
Organism: Cygnus olor (mute swan)
Lineage: Eukaryota; Metazoa; Chordata; Aves; Anseriformes; Anatidae
Product: olfactory receptor 14J1-like
Exons: 3
Coding region: 1-747 (248 amino acids)
Biological process (GO): G protein-coupled receptor signaling pathway
Cellular component (GO): membrane
Molecular function (GO): G protein-coupled receptor activity; olfactory receptor activity
Source: RefSeq, a predicted model, not a curated record
AUGAUGAGGGUGUUCCACAUCCCAGUCACCGUGCUGGUCAUGCAAAAGAAGAAGAAGAAAUUUGUCUACGGGACACCAAUGAGCAAGAUGCUUCUUUCUCAGUUCCUAAAAGAAAUGGUGAAGGGUGUUAAGAGGGCUGAGUAUUGCCUCCUCACUGUCAUGGCCUAUGACCGCUACAUUGCCAUCUGCAAGCCCCUGCACUACGGGAGCCUCCUGGGCACCAGAGCUUGUGCCCAGAUGGCAGCAGCUGCCUGGGGCAGUGGCUUUCUCAAUGCUGUCCUGCACACGGCCAAGACAUUUUCCCUGCCCCUCUGCCAAGGCAAUGCUGUGGACCAGUUCUUCUGUGAAAUUCCCCAGAUCCUCAAGCUCUCCUGCUCAGAUGCCUACCUCAGGGAAGUUGGGGCACUUGUAUUUAGUUUUUCUUUAGCAUUUGGUUGUUUUGUUUUCAUUGUGGUGUCCUAUGUGCAGAUCUUCAGAACAGUGCUGAGGAUGCCCUCUGAGCAGGGCUGGCACAAAGCCUUUUCCAUGUGCCUCCCUCACCUGGCUGUGGUCUUCCUAUCUGUCAGCACUUCCAUGUUUGCCCACCUGAAGCCCCCCUCGAUCUCCUCCCCAUUGCUGGACCUGCUGGUGUCACUUCUGUACUCGGUGGUGCCUCCAGCAGUGAACCCCCUCAUCUACAGCAUGAGGAAUCAGGAGCUGACAGAUGCCUUGUGGAAACUGAUCUCUAGAUGUGUUUCAGAAGAAUAA